AUGGGUGUCCCAGCGCUCUUCCGAUGGCUUUCCACCAAAUAUCCGAAGAUCAUCUCUCAGGUGAUUGAGGAGUUGCCCCAAGAAGUCGAUGGCGAAGAAAUUCCCGUUGACACAACGCGCCCAAACCCCAAUGGAGAGGAGAUGGAUAACCUGUACUUGGAUAUGAACGGUAUUGUUCAUCCUUGUACUCACCCCGAAGGGCGACCCCCACCAGCCAAUGAGCAGGAGAUGAUGCUUGAGAUCUUCAAGUAUACUGACCGGGUUGUCAAUAUGGUUCGCCCAAGGAAACUGCUCAUGAUUGCUAUCGAUGGUGUUGCGCCGAGAGCAAAGAUGAACCAGCAGCGUUCGCGUCGAUUCCGAUCCGCCCAAGAAGCUAAGGAAAACGACGAGAAGAAGGAAGAGCUCCAGAAGCUCCUGGCACGACAGCGUGCAGAGAGGGGCGAGGAUUCUGUCAUGGAAGAGCAGGCUGUCCAUAAGACUUGGGAUAGCAACGUCAUCACUCCCGGAACUCCAUUCAUGGAUAUUCUGGCUGCUUCUUUGCGUUACUGGAUUUCUUACAAGCUCAACACUGAUCCUGCUUGGGAGAAGCUUAAAAUUAUCAUCUCCGACGCUACAGUCCCUGGAGAAGGCGAGCACAAAAUCAUGGAAUUCGUGCGAUCACAAAGAGCGUCGCCGGAGCACGACCCCAAUACGCGCCAUGUCAUCUAUGGUCUUGACGCCGAUCUCAUCAUGUUGGGACUUGGGACCCAUGAACCUCAUUUCCGAGUCCUGCGUGAAGAUGUCUUCUUCCAGGAAUCCAAGCCUCGUACCUGCAGAUUGUGUGGACAGGUUGGUCACAAGGCUGAGGAAUGCACGGGCAAAGCGAAGGAAAAGAGUGGAGAGUUUGACGAGAAGCAGAACGCGGUUGCGCUCAAACCAUUCAUCUGGCUUCAUGUCUCGGUUUUGAGAGAGUAUUUGGCUGCGGAAUUGCAUGUUCCUCAGCAGCCAUUUCCCUUUGAUCUCGAGCGAGCUCUGGAUGAUUGGGUUUUCAUGUGUUUCUUCGUUGGAAACGAUUUCUUGCCCCAUCUUCCUGCCUUGGAUGUUCGUGAGAAUGGUAUCGAUACUCUUAUCGCUAUCUGGCGUGACAGUCUUCCGGCCAUGGGAGGUUAUUUGACUCAAGAUGGUCAGGUCAACUUCGCCAGAGCUCAAAUGAUUCUUCAAGGUGUCGCCAAACAAGAGGAUGCCAUUUUCCGACGCAGAAGACAGGUCGAUGAAAGAAAGGCUGCUAACCAGAAGAGACGCGAGGAGCAAGAAAAGGCUCGGAAUGACCACGCCAGCAAGCGACGACGAAGCUCCCCAUCUUAUGACAGGCCAACUCACAAUCGAUCACAAGGCGGCGAUAAUGCCCCACCUGCUGGAUUGGAGCUCAUCACUCCAGGCCGUGGCCACUUGGCCAAAGAGACUAGGGACUUGACCCACAGCAUGGUCGUAAACAGAGGUGCGGUGUAUCGCGCCAAUAUGGAGAAUAAAAGUGCUGCUGCUGUACUCAAGAGCAAGCUCAUGAGAGGUGGUGCUGCGGCUGAACCCACUACCGAAAGUGAAUCGGCUACAGGAGAAGACACACCAACUGAAGUUCCUGAACAGACUUCACCUUCGGUUCUCGGAAAGAGAAAGGCGGAUGAGGAAGACUCGGAGAAGCAGGAAGAAGACUCGGGAACUCCAGGCAGAGAUUCACCCCCUCCCCCUGCUCCCAAACCCAAGGAGAAUGAUGAACCCCAGGAUACUGUCCGACUUUGGGAACCUGGAUAUGCCGAUAGAUACUACGAGCAGAAGUUUGGUGUUGAUCCCGAGGAUCAUGAAUUCCGUCACAAGGUCGCCCGCGCCUACGCGGAAGGUCUUGCUUGGGUGCUGCUUUAUUAUUUCCAGGGCUGUCCUUCGUGGACUUGGUACUACCCUUACCAUUACGCUCCGUUCGCCGCGGACUUUGUGGAUAUCUGUGAUAUGUUAUCCGAAUUUAGCAAGGGCCAGCCAUUCAAACCCUUCGAGCAGCUGAUGGGAGUUUUGCCGGCAGCCUCUAACCACGCCCUACCGGAAGUGUUCCAUGACCUUAUGAGCAACCCCGAGAGUGAAAUAAUCGAUUUCUAUCCCGAAGACUUCCCCGUGGAUCUCAACGGCAAAAAGUUUGCCUGGCAAGGUGUAGUUUUACUUCCAUUCAUUGAUGAGAAGCGUCUCUUGAAUGCAAUGGAGAAGAAGUAUCCUCUUCUGACUGAAGAAGAGCGGAUUCGUAAUACUCAUGGCCACGAAGUAUUGCUACUCUCUGAUCAACACCAACUCUAUCAAGACCUUGUUGGAAACUUCUACUCCAAGAAGCCUGGUCCUCCCCAGCAUACCUUGAACAUGCGUCUCAGUGAUGGCUUAGCCGGCAUAGUCGAACGCAGCGAUACAUACAUUCCACAUGGAUCUCUAGUCUCCAACUUGGAGGACUAUGGCAUGCCAGGUCUAGAUGAUGACCGUUCCCUUACGGUUAACUACGUGAUUCCAAAAUCCUCUCACCUCCACAAGUCCAUGCUGCUCCGUGGGGUCAAGUUCGCAACUCCAAUGCUGAACUCGGCAGACAUUCGCGCUACUCAGGGCCGCGCUCAACAUUCAGGUCGUUCAUACGGAGGCGCUCCAUUCAAUAAUGGACGAGGACGAGGACGAGGUGGUCAUAAUGAUUACAACCCAGGUCGCCCCAAUCCCUUUGCGGCGCACAUUGACCCUCGUUUCAUGAACAUUCCCCAAGGUGGACCACCAGCAGGAGCCCCGGGCGGCAUGCCCAUGAUGCCUCCUGGGUGGGUACCUCCUCAGCAAGGUGCGGGUGACUACUCGCGAGGCCCACCCCCACCCCCACGAGGCGGAAUGUCUCACCAGUACCCUCCUCGAGACUAUCAGGGUGGACAUAACUAUGGCUCCCAAGACAAUCGAGGUGGCCGAGGUGGUUACCGUGGAGGCCGACACCGUGGCAACAAACAAGGAGGAAACCGGGGAGGCAGAGGUGGUGGUGGCUAUGGACAUUACUGA
Penicillium malachiteum is the source of this 3039-nucleotide messenger RNA. RefSeq names its product 5'-3' exoribonculease Dhp1 (gene rat1). Lineage: Eukaryota; Fungi; Ascomycota; Eurotiomycetes; Eurotiales; Aspergillaceae. The transcript is spliced from 5 exons. The coding region runs from base 1 to 3039 and encodes 1012 amino acids. Gene Ontology annotation, molecular function: RNA binding; zinc ion binding; 5'-3' RNA exonuclease activity. The record is from RefSeq and is a predicted model, not a curated record. Gene Ontology annotation, cellular component: nucleus. Gene Ontology annotation, biological process: nuclear-transcribed mRNA catabolic process.